Messenger RNA from Dunckerocampus dactyliophorus (ringed pipefish), 3616 nucleotides. RefSeq names its product Tax1 (human T-cell leukemia virus type I) binding protein 1a (gene tax1bp1a). The transcript is spliced from 17 exons. Lineage: Eukaryota; Metazoa; Chordata; Actinopteri; Syngnathiformes; Syngnathidae. The coding region runs from base 169 to 2964 and encodes 931 amino acids. The record is from RefSeq and is a predicted model, not a curated record.
CCGGAAGUUGUCAAUCGUUUGCUUUCAGGAAGCGGUGCAUCAUCGUCAGCGCUUUCACAACAACAAGGCGGACAGGGGCAAAAACAUCGACCUGCCCGCGAGAUAAUUGCUCUCUUUUCAUACUUGGAGUUCUGAAAAAUGGACAAAUGAAGUGACCACCAGGAUACAAUGUCCUCAUUCCAGGUGGUGGAUUCCUCACCUGGCAGCAGUGUCAGUAUUAUGGAAACGUCCAACUUUGCCCACGUCAUCUUCCAGAAUGUUGGCAAAAGUUUCCUGCCCCAGGCACCCCUGGAGUGUCGCUACACUCUCACCCCUUACAUCACCCCUCACCCCAAAGACUGGGUGGGCAUCUUUAAGGUGGGCUGGAGUACAGCCAGAGAUUACUACACCUUCCUGUGGUCCCCUAUGCCUGAAAACUAUGAACCAGGAAGUACAGUGCACAGGACAGUGGUGUUUCAAGGUUAUUAUGUUCCCAAGUCUGACGGGGAGUUCUACCAGUUCUGUUAUGUCACACAUGCCGGCGACAUCAGAGGGGCCAGCACUCCUUUCCAGUUCAAGUCAGCCACGCCUACUGAGGAGCUGCUGACUGUCACAGAGGACGACAGCAACUCGGACAUACUGGUGGUCACCACCAAGACGGGUCUGCUGGAGCGUGUGGAGGAGGCCCAGCAGGAGCGCAGGGAGCUACUGAAAGCCAUGCGGGUCCUCCAGGAGGAAAAACAGCAGCUGCAGGAUGAGCAGAAGCGACUUGCCCGGGAGCGGGAGCAGGAGAGGGAGACAUGCUGCCUGCUGCGGACGCACAACCAGGAGCUGCUGCGUUCCUCACAGUCCCUGUCUGAGGAGCGGGAGGAGGUGAGGAGGAGGCUGACUGAAGCCACGGAUCGAGUUCGCCAGCUGGAGGAGGACCUGCUGGGAGUCACACAAAGAAGCCUGCAGAAGGAGACUGAGCUGGACUGUCUGCGUGAUCGUCUGAAGAAGCUGACAGCAGAGCGAGACGGUUUGGAGAUGCAGCUGAAGAACGAGAAGGAUGAGAGGGACCUCUACAAGGCCCACCUGCGCAGCACUGAGCUGGAGAACACCAAGCUGAGUGCUGAGCUGCAGAUGCUAAAGGCAGUGGAGCUGAACCGAGAGGUGACCAUUGCUCAGUUCCAGGAGGAGCUGGAGAGGCUCAGGAGCUGUGUGGCCCAGCGUGACAGUCUGGAGAAAGAGCUGCUGACACUCAAAGCUGACAAGGCUGAGCUGGUGCGUGUGCGUGAGCAGCUCCGUCAGGCCGAGGAGCAGCUUGCUGCGUCCAGGCAGCAGGCUUCCCUGCUGGCCUCGGAGCUUCGCGACUCAGCCAGCUCCCGAGACCACUCCAUGACAGAGCUGUACCGUGCCCGAUUGGAGGUGGACAAGCUACGUGCCAGCCUGGCUGAUGCUCAGGCCGAGUGUCAACGUAUGGAGAGCCAGUUAGACCGCAUGAGGAGCACCGCUCACAAGGAAGUGGGUGUUGGAACCAAUGGCGAGGUAGCACCCGGCACGCCAAUUGUGUCGGAUGUAGAGGCUGAGCUGCAGAGGGAGGUCGAGGAGCUGAAGCUGCGCCUCCACAUGGCUGCCGAGCACUACAAGGAAAAGUACAGAGAGUGCCAGCGGCUUCGCAGGCAGGUGGCCAGACUGAACACGAGCGAGUCGCAGACGGAGCAGAAGAGAAAUGCAUCCACUGAGACUGCUUUGGAGCCAAUCACCCCAAGUCCAGAAUCACCCACAGGAGGAAGUAUUGCCACAGUGGGCCUCCAAGAGACUGCGGCUGAGGCAGUCAGCGCUGAACUUGAGAGCCGUGAAUGUACACAAAGUAGCACAGAGAACGAGGAGAAGCAGAGCGAUGACACGUCGACGGGGAAAGAAGUGAACCAGGAAGAGGGGGGCCAAGAACACGACGCAAGGCGGGAGGACAGCCUGAGGAUGACCAGCUGGGUGGAAGUGGAGGGCAACGGCGAGGCGGAACAACAGCCGGAGGAGGAGGAGGAGGAGGGCAUUGUGGAGGAGGUGCCGGCGAGCAGCACAGAGGGGGAAACGUCAGAGACGGAGCAGACCCACUCGGUGGAGGAGGAGCUGGCACUGAUGGAGGAGAAGUGGAGGGAGCAGUGCGCCAUCAACGAGACUCUCAAACAGCGUCUGGCCAAUGAGGAGGAGCGAUUUAGAGUACAGAUGGCAGAGCGGACCAGUGAGGUGAUGGAGCUCAAACGCAACCUUGCCCAGGCUUUGAAAGACAAGGAGCGACUGCAGGAGGAGUUGCAUCUCUUUGUGAGUCAACAAAGGGAGCGUGACGCCCGCAGUGAAGGCACUGAGGUGAAGCAGCCCAUGGUGCUGCGUUAUCCGCUGCCAUACCCGCAGGACCCGUCACCACCCCCUCUGGUACCACAGAGACCUGCUGAGCUGCAGUUUGGUAACCCCUAUGCUACUGAUGCCACAAAAGAACAGGAAGGAGAGGUUGCACUUUCCCCUGAGCAAAUGUUACGCCCUCCACCUGAGGCCCCGCAUUGCGCCACUCCCUGCGCUCCGCCAAUCACGCCCCUAAACCCGAGCCCUGUUGCACCAGGCUGGGACAGGGAGGUGGUCUGCAGCCAGCCGACACGCAGCGCCACCCCCCCGGAGACUGUGGACAUGCCACCUGCAGAGGACCCACAGAAUGUUCGUGAUGGGGCUCAGCCAGCUUGUGACCAUCAACCCAACAGACGUGCUGAAGCCAGAAGCAGCUUCUGCUUUGACGCAAGUGGUGACAUCCACAAGCGCUGCCCCCUCUGCGAGGUCAUCUUCCCGCCGCACUUCGAGCAGCGCAGCUUCGAGCAGCACGUGGAGAGCCACUGGAAGGUGUGUCCCGUCUGCUCCGAGCAGUUUCCCCUCGACUGCCAGCAGCGCCUCUUCGAGAGGCACGUCCUCACACACUUUGACGGACACGUGCUCAACUUUGAUCAGAUUGAGUGAUGGCCGCAGCAUGGCCCCUCCCUCCCUCAAACGUGGUCAGUUGUGUCAUUCAUUCCGUGUACAAUCAUCGGCACUUCUUUGCAGGUAGAACGUGGCGAGCGACUUCCCCACAAAUAGGUCUGCUUCCCUUUCUUUACUUUAAUGCUCAUCUUUGUUGCACCACGGUAGUGCAUGUGAAUACUCUUCUAAUUGUCUGUAAAGAAAGAACACAAUUGUGUGUAUUUUGAAGUGUAAAAGCAGAGUGGGGUAUAACGGACUUGGUAGCUUCCAAAGGGUAAAAAAAAAAAAUGUAUCUGCACUAAAUGAGGCUUUAUUCUGAAUGUAAUGUACAUAUGGACGUGUGUUUUGUCAGAAACGACUACUGGCGUGCACUUUCUGCUUUAUGUUGAGGUGAUCGGAAGACACUUUGAGUCAAGUAUGACCAUACUCCAUAAAAAGUGGUGUGUGUGUAGACACAUUAAAGCUCACGAAUGAAUGUAUGUGUACCUACAUUGUCACAUAAUCACUGCUUUAUUCUGACCGUGUUAUUUAUUCAGGCUUUACAAAUUGCACACUCAAUCACAAGGCCUACGUGUGUGUGUGUCUGUGUGCGUGUGAGAGUAUAAGUGUGACUGUCAAAAAUAUCUUUAUGAAUAAAGAAGCUUAUCCAACA